AUAUACAUCGUGUGGUGUUUCUAUGUUUUUUUUUUUUUGUCCGUCGGGUUUUUUGUGAUAUUAUCAUUUAUCAUCUCGUCGAACUAUUGAACACUAUCAUCGUCUGAUCAUCAUCAUCGUAUUAUAUUUAUUAAUAAUAAAAUAGAAUAGAGUACAGCAUUAAUAAUAAUAAUAGUAAUAGUAAUAAUAAUAAUAUUAAUGUUGACGAAACGCAAUAAUGGAGAAAUCGAAAAACUUUGUUGUAUAUUCAUUUUGACAUUACCGUGAUAUCGAACGAUUGUUGUUAUUGUUUAUGAGUGUGCGUGACAUCGACAACAAUAAUUAACGUACCCUAAGCCUACUGCUUAGGCCCGUCCGCUGUGUAUCCGGUCGUGAUAAUUUCAUCGACAUUCGCCCGAGAAAAAAACCGUUCGACCGCGGUGAUUGGAUUCGAUCUGAUGUGUGGUUGGCCUUCUAGACAUUGAUGAUUUGAAGACAUCUGCUCACGGAUAACAUAAAAUUAACUUGGAAACGACGUCGAAAUAUCAGAAAAAAUGAACGGUAGCGUGGAAAUUGUUGUAACAGAAAAAUCUGGUGAAAAACGUUUGGUCACCGUCCAAGGAACAACUGUUGAAACUACAGAUGAUCGACGGGUGCAUGAAAACAUUGGAUAUGGAAUAUUUGUUCAAGGAUUAAAUGGAGAUUUAGCCCAUCUAUUGUUGGAUCAAGAAGAAGUGGGGACUAUGACUGUAGAAAGUUUAGCAAAAAUAAUCAAUGGUCAAGAAGCAAUAAAUGUAUCUGGACAAAUCCAAAUAAAUAAUCUAAAAAUUGAAAAUGUGGAUUUAUCUAAUCAAGAUGGUACAACAGAAAUUUAUAUUGCCGAAGAAAAGAAUAUUGCAAUUGACAUGGCCAAUGAAGCUGUGGCAAACUGUCAAAGUCUUAUGCGACCUAACCCUAUGGAUGAACUACAAUGUCAAAAAUGUGGCAAACGAUUUUCAGAUGUUAAUGCCUUAAAAUCUCACGAGGUGUCUCAUGAUGAUGGUCAAAAUAUUGAUUGUAAAUUUUUGUGUACUGUUUGUGGAGAAAAAUUUGAUAAGGCAAAUGCAUUGAGUGCACAUUUGGUUAAUCAUCGUAAUAUCAAGUUACAUCAUUGUGAAGUUUGUGGAUUAGUUUUUCCUGAUGAUGAAUCUUUAAAAGAACAUGCUCAAAUACACUCUCGUCAGAAACUACACACUUGUCAAAAAUGUGAUAAGAAAUUCCCUUCGAGUUACCGAUUGUUUCGCCAUAUGACAAUUCAUACAGAAAAUCCUCCUUUUGUUUGUGAUCAAUGUGGUGUGUCCGUGGCAAAUAAAAGCGAUUUAAAACUUCACAUCAUGAAACAUACUGGGAGUGCUGUGUAUACAUGCACUGAAUGUGAUAAGAGUUUUCUAAAGCCAUCUUGCCUGCAACGACAUUCAAGCGUACACACUGGUGAACGACCAUUGCACUGUAAAACUUGUAACAUGACAUUUACCUAUUCUAGUAAUUUGUGUGGGCACUUAAUAGCUAGUUCUAAAGCAAAACCACAUCCGUGUACUAUGUGUGAAAAAUCAUUUAGACGACCAUCUGAUUUAGAACGCCACAUGAUGAUUCAUACUGGUGAACGUCCAUUUGUAUGUCAAGUUUGUUCUAUGUCUUUUAUUACUAAUUACAAUUUAAAAGUGCAUUCAAUGAUUCAUAAUGGGGGGUUGCCAUAUCCGUGUACAUCUUGUGAUAAAGCGUUUAGCAAACCUUCAGAAUUACAGAGGCAUAAAUUGGUACACUCUAGAGAAAAGCCAUUUUCAUGUGUUAAAUGUGAAGCUACAUUCACAAAUCAAAGUAACCUUAAAGCUCAUAUGAUAACUCAUACAGGUCGAAAACCAUUCCCCUGUCGUAUUUGUAAUAAAGGAUUCACCCGUCCAUCAGACGUCAAACGUCAUAUGCUUACACAUACUGGUUGUCGUCCUUUUGCAUGUGAUGUAUGUGGCUUGGCCUUUGCCGACUCGUCAAAUUUGAAAAAACAUUCAUUGACCCACUCUAAAGAUGAUCAAAAACUCGCUUUGCAACAUCAAUGUCCAUCGUGUUGCAUCUCCUUUUUCUCAUACGAACAACUCAAUGAACAUAUAAUCUCUGGAAAUUGUACCAACAAUAGUGGGCAAGCUGAACCUAAGUACUCAUGCAAAGAAUGUGGUGCUACGUUUAAUCAUGCACUUCACUUACAGGAGCAUGCCAUCAUGCAUUCGAAUCACAGAUCAGUACACAGGUGUGACGUGUGCAACAAAACAUUCAUUCAAGAGUCGUUUUUGAUUGCACAUAAGGCUUCUCAUACUGAAUCACGACCUCACCGUUGUGACAUUUGUCUAAAGAGAUUCAAGAGUACAUCUCAUCUUAAGAAUCAUGUGAUGAUACAUUCAGGUGUAAAGCCUUUCGAGUGCACCGUUUGCAACAAGUCUUUUUUAAAAUUAGCUUCAUUGAGACGUCAUUAUGCAACACAUGAUCGUGUAAAUUUCUCAUCCGCUGUUUGCCACCAAUGUGGUAAAUCAUUCCUCAAUCAAGAGUAUUUGAAAAAACACAGUGUAGUACAUGCUGAUGCAUAACACGUAGAUAAAUUUGGAUAAAAAUGAACAUGUUCACUCUCUAUCAUUAUUAUGAGUAAACUGUAUAAUAGCCUCAUUAACUAUUGAUCAUUUACAGUUUCUUGUGGUGAAUAUGAUAUGAAGUGUAGAUAAUUAUUAGUUUCUAUGUAAAUAUGGAAUUGUUUUAUAAAACUGGUAAAUAAUUGUAAUUCAUUGUUGCUUUAUAGUUUUUAAUUAACUUUAAAUAUUGUUUAUAAAUUUAAAAACUUAUUCAAAUUUGAACAAUAGUUUAAUUCGGAUAACAUAUAAUAUUAUUAAAUGAGAUUAUAUAAUUAGAAAAUUAGAAUUUCAUUAAUUUUCAUAAAUCAAUAUUAAACCAAUUAUUUUUUUUAUAUAAAAUAUAUAUUGUUGAAAAAAUUAAUUGUUAAAAAUGUUAAGUGUCACAAGUUCCCAACAUAAUGUAUUUUUUUAUGACAUUAAAAUAUUUACACCAAAUGUAAUUAGAUUUUGAUUUAAUGUAAAUAUUGUUUUAUUUUAAAUAUUAAUGUUUAUUAUUUGUAUUAGUAGUAUCAAAGUAUUAUAUUUAAUAGCUUAUUACAGUAUAGAAAUAACAGACUUAAACUAUGACACUGCACAUAUCUCUUGUUCUUCCCAUCUUAUAGCUUAAUUUAAAGUGCAAAAUGAUUAUAAUUUGUACUUGAUGGAAUAGUUUUUGGGUAUUUGUUUAUUGUCUCCUUGCCAUUAAGCCGUAUAAAAUGUAUAACCCCGUCAGCAUUGUUUUGAAUAUAAAAUUUCAAUAUUCAUAAUCGCUGUUACUGUUAACCUUGAUAUUUUAUGUGUGGGUUAUUUUAGUAUAAUAUACUAAUUAUUAUCAUCUAUUUAUGGUAAAAUAAGGGUAAAUACUUCUAAGAUAAAAUUGUAUUUUAUUAUAUCUUAAUCAUGUUAGUAUGUUCUUGGUUUUUCGCUAUAUUUUAUGUGGAAUUUCCAGUGCGCACUUAUCAUAUAAUGAUUAACUUAUUUUUAAUAUAUUAUGAAAAAUAGUUAUAAUGAGUAAAUUUUGGCUAUAUUGAAUACAUGUAUUACAUUUUUACAACAAAAACAAAUCUUUCAAACAUAAAAUUUGUGGUAUUUAAGGAUAUUUAGAAAAUUGUCUUAAUUUUUUUUGUUAAUUUAGGUGUUAUAUUAUCAAAUAUUAAUUAUUAACCAUGAUAUUAUUAAUUGUAAACAAUACCAAUAUUAAUAUUAUUUACUUUUAUAUGAAAAUCAAAUAUGAAAGAUGUAUAAAAAAUAAUAAAACAACGGACGGUCACCCUUUAACGGGGUGAUCAUUUUUAUACGGUACAGUGGCAAGGGUAUAACAGAAGUUUCAAUAAUAUUGUCCUAAAUGUUAGUCAUUAAUUCUGGAUUUUCACAUUGAACGCAUUUCAAUAGUCCGGAUCUUAAAUCAAGGUAAACUAUAUAUUGUAUGUAAUUGUGCAACUUAUUUUAGAAUGAUGUAAAUAUUAUGCUAAGCAAUAUAUACAUUUAUAAAUAUAUAUAUAUUUUUAAAGUAUAUAAUAUAUUAUACUUUUUAUGUAAAUUAAAUAAUUAUUAACAGCUGUUAAAGCUGUUUACAACUACAGACAUAGUAUAUGUGGGCAUGUAUUUUAGUUUUGACUGUAAUAUACAAGCAUAUUAUA
Metopolophium dirhodum (rose-grain aphid) is the source of this 4252-nucleotide messenger RNA. RefSeq names its product zinc finger protein 883-like. Gene Ontology annotation, cellular component: nucleus. The record is from RefSeq and is a predicted model, not a curated record. Bases 534 to 2594 code for a protein of 686 amino acids. The transcript is spliced from 5 exons. NCBI's taxonomy places the organism in Eukaryota, Metazoa, Arthropoda, Insecta, Hemiptera, Aphididae.